AUGUUCCAGUCAUGUUCUGGAAAGCCCGAGCUCCGUGUGGCUAAGGGUGCAGGCAACACCGAGCCCUUCCUCCCCGAGCAUCCCGUGCCCGCCCAGCCGCUAGUCAAGGCUUCACGCCGGGCCGCUCCCGGGCUCGUCCAGACCCUGAGAGCCGGGCCCGGGUGGGGGCCCCAGCGCCGCCGCCGCCGCCGCAGAGCCGGGGGCGGAGAGGGGAGCAGGGCGGACACCUCCUCUUACCGGCUCUGGGCGGGGAGAGGGACGGGCCUGGAAGGAAGGGCGGCCUCCGGCUCCGGCUCCGGCUCCGGCUCCAGCUCGGGCGGCGGUGGCAGCAGGGGCGGCUUCUCCCGGAGGGCCCCCACGGGUCACUCGCCGCCAGCCGCCCGGUGUUUUCAUACAAACCCCGGCAGCAAGCGAGUAGGAGGAGGAGGUGGUGGCGGCGGCGGCGGCGGAACCUGUCCGCAUCCCGGGCAACGUCACCGCGCCGCCCCGCCCCGCCCCCACCCGGCUUCCCGCCCCCCCUUAUCCCUCCCACUCCCCUCCCCUCCCUGCUCCUGGCGGGCGGAGAUGGGGGAAAGCACGCGCCGCCCCACCCCCACUAUUUCCCUGUCCCUAGCGGGCGGGAACGGGGAGCACGCGCCACCCUACGGGCCCACCCUAUCCCUCGCGCGCGGGGAAAGCACGCACCACUUCAUCACUCCCUCCCCUACCCUUAGCGUAGGAGAGCAUACGCGCUGUCACCGAGUUUCGCUGCCCCGCCCCCACACAGUUUCUUCCCUCAAUCACCCACUUAUUCCCGGCCGGCUUUAAGGCUACGGAGGGGAGCUUUGGGUAAAGUGUGAAGGAGAAGGAGAAACGUGGGGUAGGCAAGGGACAGAAGGGCAUCGAAGAACUAUGAAGAUACUGGGCCCUGCUGCCGAGUCUUCUUCCCACCCCACCCCCAUCCUUACCCAGCCCCUGGGACCGGCGCCGGGAGGCGCGAACUGCCAACUGCUGGCACGCGCUGCCUCCCUCUCCGCUCCGAUUCCUGAUUCACGAGGCUCCCCUCACCUGUCUUCAACUCACCUUUGCUUGCAUAUGCGAAAUGGCUUCCUCAACGUGCAUCUUGGAUCAAAUAUCACAAUUUUUUCUGGGACCAGUCAUACUGGUCAUCACACCGCCCGAAAGCAUGGAAUAUUAGGUCCAGCUGACUUCUUUGAUUCCCUUUGGGUGCACAGAUCUAUCACAUACUUUGAAAUAAAUGCCCAGAUGGCAGCAGCAUGAGUAAGUUCAGUGGUCUUCACAGAGCUGGAAAGCUCUUCAGCCACAGAAGUGACAUGACAAACAAUCCAAGAAAGCUCAUUUUGGGCACGGCUUUGAAGGCCAAUUCUGCCAUCAGAAAGUGUGUGAGAGUCCAGCUGUUUAAAAAUGACAAAUAAACCACCACUUUUGUUUCCA
This is a messenger RNA of Antechinus flavipes (yellow-footed antechinus), 1434 nucleotides long. RefSeq names its product variant surface antigen E-like. NCBI's taxonomy places the organism in Eukaryota, Metazoa, Chordata, Mammalia, Dasyuromorphia, Dasyuridae. The transcript is spliced from 3 exons. The record is from RefSeq and is a predicted model, not a curated record. The coding region runs from base 1 to 807 and encodes 268 amino acids.